Molecule: messenger RNA, 1928 nt
Organism: Musa acuminata subsp. malaccensis (wild Malaysian banana)
Lineage: Eukaryota; Viridiplantae; Streptophyta; Magnoliopsida; Zingiberales; Musaceae
Source: RefSeq, a predicted model, not a curated record
GCAACAGCAGAGGGCGGUGCCGCCGAAAACCCUGCCGUCCAUCUUAAAUGGUCGCUUUGUCUCUUGCUGUUGCCAUCUAUCAUUCCCACCUCUCUCUCUCUCUCUCUCUUUCUUCUUUGGGUAGCACGCCGAAGACUAGUCGGGUGGUGGGUACGUGCGAUCGAUGGAGAUGUCAAUAGCGGCGCUUCACUUGCUCCUGCGGAGCGCCCCCGCCGCCGCCGUCGUCGUCGCUGGAAUCCUCCUCGUCGCCCGCAGACGGCGGUCCAAUAGUCCUCCGGCUGUUCCUGGGUGGCCCUUGAUUGGGAAUUUGCUGCAGCUGAAGGAGAAGAAGCCUCACCUGACGUUCGCGAAAUGGGCGGCGACGUACGGGCCGAUUUAUACCAUCAGAACCGGCACUUCCACUGUGGUGGUUCUGAAUUCCACUGAACUUGCCAAAGAGGCAAUGGUGACCAAAUUCUCAUCCAUUUCAACUCGAAAGCUCUCAAAGGCAUUGAUGUUGCUCACUUCCAAUAAAUCAAUGGUUGCUAUGAGUGACUAUGGGGAUUUCCACCGGAUGGUGAAGCGCUAUGUGUUGACAAGUCUCUUAGGAGCUAAUGCUCAGAAGCACAAUCGCGGUUACAGGGACACAAUGAUUUGUAACGUCUUAAAUAUUCUGCAUUCAGAAAUUAAAAGUGAUCCUUCUCGAGCAAUAGAAUUCAGAACACCAUUUCAGGCUGAGAUUUUCCGAUUAUCCUUGAAACAAGCCUUGGGCCAGGAUGUGGAAUCCAUUUUUGUAGAGGAACUUGGGAAGGAGAUGACAAAGAAGGAAAUCUUCAAUACACUAGUUGUAGAUCCAAUGAUGGGUGCUAUUGAGGUAGAUUGGAGGGAUUUCUUCCCAUACCUCAGCUGGAUCCCAAAUAGAAGCUUCGAGACGAAGAUCCAAGGAAUGGUGACUCGUAAGAUGGCGGUGACGAGGGCCCUGAUUAUGGAGCAAAAGAAACGUAGAGAACGAGGAGAGGAGAUAAACUGUUAUUUGGACUUUCUGCUGUCUGAGAACACGCUAACGGAGGAGCAGUUGACAACAUUAGUCUGGGAAGCAAUAAUUCUCUCUCUCUCUCUCUCUCUCUCUCUCUCUCUCUCUUGCAUUUAUUAGCAUCAAAUUGAAAGUCCAUUGGCUCUUCAGGAUCGACUUUAUCAUGAAAUUCUACAAGUAUGUGGGUCUGAAAAAGUCACAGAGGAGCAUUUGCCACAGAUGCCGUAUUUGAAUGCUGUGUUCCAUGAGGCUCUCAGACGACAUUCUCCAGUCCCUAUUAUACCCCUCCGGUAUGCCACUGAAGAUACCCAGCUUGGAGGCUUCAACAUUCAGGCAGGCUCUGAGAUAGCGAUCAAUCUUUAUGCCUGCAACAUGGACAAAAUGCAAUGGGAGGAACCCGAAGAAUGGAAGCCUGAGAGAUUCCUACGCGACAAGUUCGAGCAGACGGACAUGCACAAGACCAUGGCUUUCGGCGCAGGAAAGCGGGCAUGCGCAGGAACACUGCAAGCGAUGCUGAUUUCUUGCGUGGCCAUUGCGAGGUUCGUGCAAGAGUUCCAGUGGAGACUGAAGAAAGGAGAAGAAGCGAAUGUUGCCACCGUUCAGCUCACAACUCACAAGCUCCAGCCUAUGCAAGCACACAUAACACCAAGAGAAGCAGAUUCUGCAAGGCCUCAAUCAUCCUAGACUCAGAUGAAGUUGCACGGACUGAGAAGCAAGUUCAUCAGCAUACUAGUCGAUGUGUUAUAUGUUCUCUAAGAUGUGUGUUUGGCAUCAACUUUGAGCUUCCGACAACACUGCAUCAAUAAAUUAAACUCUCGGUGCCGUGCUGUAAGCCUCCACUGACACUCUUAGCAUUAGAUGCCUCGUUCUUGUUGAGCUCCUCGUCCUAAAUUGAGUUAGCUUACCUGUGCUUGAA